Pseudogymnoascus verrucosus is the source of this 654-nucleotide messenger RNA. RefSeq lists its product as uncharacterized. The transcript is spliced from 2 exons. NCBI's taxonomy places the organism in Eukaryota, Fungi, Ascomycota, Leotiomycetes, Thelebolales, Thelebolaceae. The coding region runs from base 1 to 654 and encodes 217 amino acids. The record is from RefSeq and is a predicted model, not a curated record.
AUGCCGGCCCCAUCCCUCCCCCCGGCCCCUCCCACACAACUAACCUCCCGUCCCAACUUCUCCGACCUCCCCAUGGAGAUCCAAUUGAUGAUCUGGCAGUUCGCCGUCGCCUCCGACCCCGCGCCCGCCCUAAUCCUCCGCUCCUACACUCUCAACCAGCAAACACAGAUGCUGAGCGGGCGCGCCGACAUCCCCCCGCUGCUGCAUGUGUGCUAUCUCUCGCGCCUGCUGGCAAGCCAACGCUGGACGCUGGUGUUUCCGUAUGGAGUUACGGCAAUAUUGGAGAGUGAGUGGAAGGAGAAGGUCCGUAGAGAGUGGGGCGGGGCAGUGAAGUUUCAGGGGGACUGUUUCCCCGAUCUCCCCAUCGAGAUCCAAGCGAUGAUCUGGCAGCACGCCAUCCAUUCUGUCCCAGGCCGUGACUUCAUCAUCCGCUACUCCUCGAUUCCCCAAGCUCUGCAGAUAGGCCCAGCUCAAAUGCGGUGGACCGAGAUCAUUUCUCCUACAUGGACCACGAUCCCGGCGCUCCUGCAUACAUGCCAGCUCUCGCGGCUGCUGGCGCAGGACCGAUGGACGCUAGACAUGCCUAGUGAUCCGGAGGAUGGGAGGAUGGUGUUUGUUGAUUCGAAGACGAAUUGGGUUGACUAUUUGGGGUAG